UUUAGAAGACCUUGACUCCGGAAAUAAACGUCUUUAAAUUUCGGUGCUCUGGGAAUUAACAUGCAACAAACAAGAACUUGUCAUAUAUGAUGAACUUAAACAUGAGCUUAACUUUUACAGCUUCCAUAAUGGUGAUGCUAUGGAGUACUACCGUCCUUUCUUCCUAUGUUGCAUCUCAAGUUGCCGCAACUACCUCAGCAACAACAAUGUCGCUGGAACGGGAAGCGAAGGCUCUACUCGAAAGUGGUUGGUGGAAUAACUACAGCAACGACACUUUGCAGCGUUGCAACUGGACAGGCAUCUCAUGCAAUGAUGCUGGUAGCGUGACCAAAAUUUACCCACCUUCUGGCGUUAUUAAGGUUGGUGAUAAAUUUAAGAAUAUGGACUUCUCUUGCUUUCUGAACCUUGUUUUUCUCAGUCUCGGUGGUCAUGAACUCAAUGGGACGAUGGAGGAUUUUAUGUUCAAUAUAGGCAAUCUGUCAACAUUAAGGCACCUCGACUUGUCCAACAAUUCUUUAUAUGGUCGGUUAUCUACUCGGCUUGGUAAUCUCACUCAAUUAGAGUUUCUUGAUUUGUCAUAUAACCAAUAUAUUACGGGUUCUAUUCCUUUGGAAUUUAGGAAUUUGAAAAAUCUUGCUAUUUUAAAUUUGACUAGGAACCGACUUGAGAGACCGUUUCCUUCGUCUUUUUAUCUUCUGACCAAUCUUACCCAUCUGCAUAUGAGCUCAAAUCAACUCUAUGGUUCCAUCUCCCCAAAAUUGGGGGAUUUAAAGAGUCUAAUGACUCUGGAUUUGUCUAAUAACUUACUUGAUGGUUUCAUUCCCUUCACUCUUUUUCAAUUAUCCAAUUUGGUCUUCAUCGAUCUAUCAUACAACAAACUUGUUGGUCAAUUAACCAAUUUGAAUCAUUUAACGAAAUUGGAAAAAUUGCUUCUUGGCUUCAACAGAAUCAAUGGAUCUAUCCCUUCAACAAUUGGACAUUUGAAGACUUUGCUUGCUUUAUCCAUUCAUUCAAAUUUUUUAGAAGGUUCUGUACCCGAGGAAAUUGGAAAUUUGACAGCACUAGUUUCAUUGGACCUCUCUCAAAACCAGUUGAGUGGACCUAUUCCACCUCAAAUUGGUAAUUGUUUCAAUUUAGAAGAGUUGAACUUAAGCAACAACAAUUUACAAGGUCACAUUCCCAAUCAAAUCAGAAAACUUUCGUUGCUAGACCGAGUAGAUCUCAGAAACAAUGAUUUCUCAAGUGUUGUUCCAUAUAAUCUUCAUGGGGCAAAAUAUGAUUACGACGUAAAUCCCAGCUUUUAUAACAAAGAUGAUGAGGUAUAUGGUGGCAACAAAAAUUUAAAGUCCUACUCCUGUUCUCCAUUGAAGAAGAAUUGCAAUCUCCCAAUAUUUCUACCUAUUACGAUAUUCGUUGCUUUUUUUCUUUUCGGGUGUUUAUUACAAUUAUUAUUGUGGAGGUAUAAGGUCAAGGUCAACCCAACUAGUGUAUUGCAAUCCACUAAGAAUGGAGACCUGUUCUCGAUAUGGAACUACGAUGGAAAGAUAGCUUAUGAAGACAUCAUAGCAGCAACAAAUGAUUUUGACAUACGAUACUGCAUUGGAACUGGUCGUUACGGAAGUGUAUACAGAGCACAGCUACCAAGUGGCAGAGUAGUUGCCUUGAAGAAGCUUCAUCGUCUUGAAGCUGAGGAACCGGCUUUGGAUAGGAGUUUUAGAAAUGAGAUCAAAUUCUUAACAGAAGUUCGACAUCGAAACAUUGUGAAACUGCAUGGGUAUUGUCUUCACAAACGAUGCAUGUUUUUGAUUUAUGAAUACAUGGAAAGGGGAAGCUUGUUUUUCAUGCUAAGUGAUGAUGUUCAGGCCGUGGAAUUGGAUUGGGCAAAAAGAGUGAACAUUAUCAAGAGCACGGCUCACGCUUUAUCUUACUUGCAUUUUGAGUGCACACGAAUAAUAGUUCAUCGAGACAUUUCAAGUAACAACAUUCUGUUAAACUUGGACUUGGAGGCUUUUGUCACUGACUUUGGGACUGCCAGAAUCAUAGAUCCUGAUUCUUCAAAUCAAACAAGGCUUGUUGGCACUUAUGGCUAUGUAGCUCCAGAACUUGCCUACACAAUGAUUGUAACUGAAAAAUGUGAUGUUUAUAGUUUUGGAGUAUUGGCAUUGGAAACAUUGGUCGGAAAGCAUCCUGUGGAAAUUUUAUCCUUGUUGUCAGAACCAUCUUCUUUGCAAAAUAUAAUGUUAAUUGAUGUGCUAGAUCCACGUCUCUCACCUCCAACAAGCCAGCUAGUCGCACAGAAUAUUGUUCAUGUAGCUACAAUAGCAUUCGCAUGUCUACAAGCUGAUCCAAAAUUACGGCCAACAAUGAAACUUGUCUCACAAAUGUUCCUUUCUUGUCAAAGAUCAUUAAGGAACCCCCUCCGAACAAUCUCUUUGCUGCAACUUGUGACAAGUGGAAUGCAUAUGGAAGGAUCAUGUCAAGCUCCACAAUGAUAGUGCCAUUAUUAGGACAAGUGUCUUGUUGUUUUUGUGAACUGAUUGAUAGGAUGCGUUUCUGGUUUCAACCUUUUUCUUUUUAUUCUGGGUCCUUACUUUUUGUUAUUGCCUCUUUCAUAUUCUACAUGUUAUUAGUUCUCCAAUUUGGUGAAAAUGAGUUCUGUUUUCCAUGUGAAAGGGUAGUCUAUCAUGAUAAGUUACAUUUCAUUA
Molecule: messenger RNA, 2705 nt
Organism: Theobroma cacao (cacao)
Lineage: Eukaryota; Viridiplantae; Streptophyta; Magnoliopsida; Malvales; Malvaceae
Product: MDIS1-interacting receptor like kinase 2-like
Biological process (GO): protein phosphorylation
Molecular function (GO): ATP binding; receptor serine/threonine kinase binding; protein kinase activity
Source: RefSeq, a predicted model, not a curated record